UGCGUAAGACCAUCACGUGGCUAUGUUCCCGGAAGCGGAGUGGGGAAUGUACAGCUGAGUCUGGAAACUGCGUCAACAAGACGACCGUGGGUUUCUUCUGUCUGUUGGAAAACAUGGGGGUCAGUUGCUGAUUAAUAGAGACUUUUACCGGAGGGAGGAAACAUCAGCACCUAGUACAAUGGAAACAUCAAAUUUUGCUCAUGUCAUCUUCCAGAAUGUGGGGAAAAGCUACCUUCCUCAUGCUGCUCUGGAAUGCCAUUACACACUCACACAAUUUAUCAAGCCCCAUCCCAAGGACUGGGUUGGCAUAUUCAAGGUUGGCUGGAGCACGGCUCGUGACUACUACACCUUCCUGUGGUCUCCCCUACCAGAUGUGUACACAGAAGGCACUGCAGUCAACAGAUCAGUGAUCUUUCAAGGUUACUAUGUCCCCAAUGAUGAUGGUGAGUUCUACCAGUUCUGUUAUGUCACUCAUAAAGGAGAGAUCCGUGGGGCCAGUACACCUUUUCAGUUUCGUGCAAACAGCCCUACUGAGGAAGAGCUGCUCACUGUGGAGGAUGAGGGUGGAUCAGACAUUCUGGUUGUCACUACUAAAGCCAGCUAUUUAGAGCAAAAGAUGGAGGAGGUACGCUUGGAAAAGGAGGAGCUGCUGAAGAGCAUGGAGCUCCUGCAGAAAGAGAGAGAUGAACUGCUGGAGGAGAGAGAAAGAAUUCAGAAAGAGUAUGAACAGGAGAGAGAGAACACGGCUCAGCUCAGGAAGGAAGUGCAGGAGCUGCAGCUGUCCUCUCAGAGCUUACAGGAGGAGAGAGAGGAGGUGAAAAGGAGAAUGGAGGAGAACACAGCACGACUGCUGCAGCUGGAAGAGGAUCUUAUUGGGGUCACCCAGAAAGGCUUGCAGAAGGAGACAGAGUUAGACUGCCUGAAAGAUCGCGUGAAGAAGCUCACUCUUGAGAAAGAAGCACUGGAGUCUCAGCUAAAGAAUGAGAAGGAUGAGAAAGAAUUGUACAAGAUUCACCUGAAGAACAGAGAGCUAGAGAACACCAAGUUAAGUGCAGAGCUGCAGAUGCUGAGGUCAGUGGAUGUAAAUAAGGAGAACACCAUUGCACAGCUGAAGGAGGAGCUGGCACGAGCUAAAGCCUGUCUGGCAGAGAAAGACAAGCAGCAUCGCCAGCUACUGGCUAACAGUUCCCCCUCGGGGGAGAGCAAGGCAUUAAGAGAACAGUUGAGGCAAAAAGAGGAGCAGUUGCAGGCCACUCAGCAGCAGGCUUCCAUGCUUUCGGCAGAGCUCCGGGACUCCUCUAAUGCACGGGAUCGCAGCAUGGCUGAGCUCUACCGGGUCAAGCUAGAGGUUGACACGCUCAGACAGGGCCAAACUGACGCUCAGGCAGAGUGCAGCCGUCUAGAAAAACAGAUGGAGGAAAUGAAGAACUUGGCCAUGCAGGAGACACAGCGUAAAGAAACUGAGGAUUUGGCUUUGGCUGAGCUGCAGAGGGAAGUGGAAGACUUAAAGCUCAGGUUGCAGAUGGCUGCAGAACAUUAUAAGGAGAAAUACAAGGAGUGCCAGAGACUGCAGAAACAGGUGGUCAAGCUUUCUGAGCAGCAAGGGGCAAAGAGGAGUCCUGGUUUAGAUGCAGCGACUGGCCCUUUGUCUGCCAGCCCUGAGGCAUCUGUGCCAGGAAGCCCAGGCUCAUCAGACAGCGUGCUGGAUGCUAUUCUCCAGGGCAAGCUGAAAGGUGUCAGUAAGGAUGUGUUUGAUAAGAGUGAAAAAUACAAGAAGUGCAAACAGAUGUUAUGUGAAGAAAAGGGGCGCAACGCCAUGCUGAUGGAUGAGCUGGCUAAACUUGAGCUGAAGUGGAAAGAGCAAGCGAAGAUCAACGAGAACUUAAAGCUGCAGCUGGCAGCUGAGGAGGACCGCUAUAAGAGCCAGGUAGCAGCCAAGGGUCGGGAACUAAAGGAGCUGAAGGACAGCCUCGCUGUUUUAUCCAAAGAGAAGGAGAAACUGGAAGGGGAGUUGCAGAGAAGUGCCAGCCGUGGGGAAGAGGAGGAGGAGGAUGAAGGUUUGGAUGUACCACCAGUGUUUCUGCAGUAUGCCAUGCCAUAUCAGCCAGAUGUCCCGUCUCCUUUACUGGUGGCCCAGCGUCCUGCAGAACUGAUGUUUGGAAACCCAUACUCAUCUGAAAGCAGGGACAGUGCAGAUGGAGAAUUCUCAGAUGAUCAGAUGCCGAGGCUUCCUCCCGUUGGACCUCCAUCUUGGGACAGUAAUGUGGUGUGCAGCCAGCCUGCCCGCAACCUGAGCCGCCCUGAUGGCCUGGAGGAGCCUGAGGAGCAGCCAAACAAUCAAACCAACGAUCAGGCCACGGUCAGCGAGCCACCCACACACUUCCUCAAUGAUGGACAAAUGCCAUUCUGCUUUGAUACCAGCGAGGAGUUGCAGAAGCGAUGUCCACUCUGCGAGGUCAUCUUUCCUCCGAAUUAUGACCAGUCCAAGUUCGAGGAGCAUGUGGAGAGCCACUGGAAGGUGUGUCCCAUGUGCAGCGAGCAGUUCCCCCUAGACUGUGAUCAGCAGCUGUUUGAGAAGCACGUGCUCACUCAUUUUGAUGGCAACGCGCUGAAUUUCGAAUAGACCAGCCAGAGAGGAUCAUCUUCACAACAUUCAUUUCAAACCCAUUUUUAUCACCACAUAACUGCAGCUGUCAACACUUAGCCGCAUGUUACUCUGUAAGCAUUUACUUCUAAGCAAUCAGUUAAUUGGCUCAUGACUAUUUCUUUGCUAAUGAUUUCUUUUUACGCUCACGUUCCCAUGAGAUGGGUGGGUUACUAUCACACUGAAGUAGAGAUUCUGCAGGAUGACUUGAUUUCUUCGGGGUGCUAUUUAUUAGAAUGGGGUUAUUUUGAAAAGGCUGUACAGAUCAAUUUACUGUCACUUUGUCACAAGCAUAAUCAUAUAGCCAGUGUACCAUCUAAACACAUGCAACUGCAAGCACUCUCCAGGCUUUAUGAAAUAAUAUGUCAGGUAUUACCCGAUUCCCCUUUGUGCUCAUCUGGCACAGUUCUGCACUGUCAGGGCAAGAUACUAGUUUAUACAUAACAGGCUGAUCAUAUAGUCAUAAAAUAAUCUAUUUUAGAAAUGCUUUUAAAUAUCACAAAUAAAGAACAAGCUAUAGGAACCAAGAUAAUUCUUAACAUUUGUUUCUUGAUUUAAAUCAACUGAUUAUUCAGCCAUUAUUCUGUUUUAAUUGCAUGCUACUUGUGACUGUGCACUGAAUUCAAAAAGUCUUGGGUCUGAUUUCCUUAACACAAAUUAAGCCUGGUUACAGAUUAUUAUUAUUUUUUUAAAGUUAAAUCACAAUUGUUUUUCAGUUUAAGAUUAAUAUUCAAGACAGUCUGAUGUUAAUAAAUUUAGAGAGUAACAUUAUCCUGCACAGAAGGGAUAUCAUAUUACAUUUAAUAUUACAACCUGUACACAACAUUGCACUCUUGAACAUGACCCAGUGCUAGACUUCAUCUGUCUCAGUUAACCAAACUAAUGUGUUUAAGCCUUUGGCUCAAGAUAAAAAUGUAAGAUCUAGAUCCUUUUUUUUCCCUUUCAUGUGUCUCUUCUUACUCUGAUAUACAUCAAUAAAGUUUUGUUUGAAACAA
This is a messenger RNA of Clarias gariepinus (North African catfish), 3639 nucleotides long. It is a transcript of the gene tax1bp1b, whose product is annotated as Tax1 (human T-cell leukemia virus type I) binding protein 1b. Lineage: Eukaryota; Metazoa; Chordata; Actinopteri; Siluriformes; Clariidae. Bases 179 to 2623 code for a protein of 814 amino acids. The record is from RefSeq and is a predicted model, not a curated record. The transcript has 18 exons.